AUGUCUGAAGAAGACGAUGAAGCCCUAUUCAAUGUCGGCUUGGGAGGUGCUGAUGACUAUUUAUACGAUGAUGGAGAUGAUGAUAUGAAUGAGUCGCCACGUCUGCAUUCAAUUGAUUUUGGUUCCACUAGCAAUAGAGGAGGUGGCGCUCCAAGUAUUGAUGAUAUUCCACUUAUGGAGAAAGACGAG
Molecule: messenger RNA, 189 nt
Organism: Sphaeroforma arctica JP610
Lineage: Eukaryota; Ichthyosporea; Ichthyophonida
Exons: 1
Source: RefSeq, a predicted model, not a curated record